AUGACGGGCGGGGAGGGAAGAUGGGGGAGUGGAACGGGGCGAGAGACGUUUCCCUGGGCCCGAGGCGGGAGAGGUCGGUCUCCACACUUUAGGGGACACGCGCUGGCCCUGAGGUUUAACCAUCGGCCCUCCAUCCAUCCGAGUCUCCUCUCAAUCCGUGCCUCUCCUCUGGUCACCCCGCAGCCAGCAGCCCUGAAUUCUCCUGGCCAAUCACCCUGACCGUUCUCAGCCGAUCGAUCGAUCCUCUGUGCCUCCAGUGAACACUCACCCCCUCUCCUUCGUGAGACUCUUGGGGAGCUGAAAGGCGGCUCUGGCUGGCCUGGCCUGUCCCCGGCUCCACCCGGCCUCGGCCAGAUAGGAGGAGCACGGGGUGGGGAGGGAUAAGCGGAGUCGCGCGCGAGGAAGACUACACGCCAGCCCGGACUGGAACGACUGCUCCUGCCCUCCCCGGCGCCCGAUCCACACCCAUCCGCCCUCCUCCCCCUAGUCUCCAUGGUAGCCCCUGGCCACCCUCCCCGCCGAUAGUCGAGGUCCCCCAUCCCACCCCAACCAUGGAGUCUCCCGGCCAGCCCUCUGCCGGAACCCUGGAGAGGGACCCUCCCGAAAACCACCAGGUCCCGACGGUCUCGGAUGCCGGGGACCGGACCCCUGAAGGCCCGUCCCCUGCCACGACCCCACCCCCGACCCAGGACCAGGAGAACCGGGAGUCUCCACCGCCCGAGGCCAGCCCCGGCCGGUCAACGCCGCCGGCCGCCAGGGCCCUGGCCUCCCCGGCCCCCCGGCCCGAGGCCGACUUCUACUGCGUGAAAUGGAUUUCGUGGAAGGGGGAACAGACCCCCAUCAUCACCCAGAACGCCAACGGGCCUUGCCCGCUCCUCGCCAUCAUGAACGUGCUCUUCCUGCAGUGGAAGGUGAAGCUGACCCCCCAGAAGGAAGUGGUCACAUCCGAUGAGCUCAUGGCCCACCUCGGAGACUGCCUGCUGUCCAUCAAACCACAGGAGAAGGCGGAGGCGCUGCAGCUCAACUUCCAGCAGAACGUGGCCGACGCGGUGACGGUGCUGCCCAAACUGUCCACGGGGCUGGAUGUCAACGUACGCUUCACGGGCGUCACCGACUUUGAGUACACGCCCGAAUGCAGCGUCUUCGACCUCCUCGGCAUCCCCCUCUAUCAUGGCUGGCUGGUCGACCCGCAGAGCCCUGAGGUGGCAAGUGCUGUUGGCAAGCUGAGCUACAACCAGCUGGUCGAGAAGAUCAUUGCCUGCAAACACUCGAGCGACUCGGCGCUGGUAACUGAAGGGCUGGUGGCAGAGCAGUUCCUGGAGGGGGCGGCGACCCAGCUGACCUACCACGGGCUAUGCGAGCUCAACGCCGUCGUCCGCGAGGGGGAACUCAGCGUAUUCUUCCGGAACAACCACUUUAGCACCAUGGUCAAGGACAAGGGCCACCUGUACCUGCUGGUGACAGACCCAGGCUUCCCUGCGGGAGGAGCAGGUGGUGUGGAGAGUCUGCACAGCGUCGAUGGCGACGGCUGUUUCUGCGAUGCCCACUUCCACCUGAGCCCGGCCCCGGGGGCCGCGGGGCCGCUGCCCACCCAGGACCAGCAACGCCAAGUGGACCAGGACUACAUGAUCGCACUUUCCCUGCAGCAGCAGCAGCAACCGGCCAUGGCGGGGGGCACCUCGGCCCUCAGCGACCUGGAGCUGGCUCGGCAGCUGCAGCAGGAAGAAUACCAGCAGCAGCCGCCGGCUGGACCCCCUUCACCCCGUGCACCCCCUCCCCAGGCCCGAGGGGCUGCGCCCAGACGGCAGGAACGCCAGGAACGCCGGCAGCGGCCCAAGCAGGAGUCGGACUGCACGCUCCUGUAGACGACCCCCCCAAACCUCCCCGUCCCACCCCCCGCCCCUCGGGACGCACAGGGUAACUUAUUUCACGGGCUGGGGGGAGGGGGGAUGGGGGUGUUUCCCGGGGCCCCCGCGGUUUCCGAGUUUCCUCAGGGUUUCCACUCUCCGGCCUUGGCGCGGCCCCCGCGGGGUUUGGAAUAAAAGGGUCUUUCCCGA
Molecule: messenger RNA, 2057 nt
Organism: Ornithorhynchus anatinus (platypus)
Lineage: Eukaryota; Metazoa; Chordata; Mammalia; Monotremata; Ornithorhynchidae
Gene: MINDY1
Product: MINDY lysine 48 deubiquitinase 1
Exons: 11
Coding region: 552-1865 (437 amino acids)
Biological process (GO): protein K48-linked deubiquitination
Cellular component (GO): cell periphery; cytosol
Molecular function (GO): cysteine-type carboxypeptidase activity; cysteine-type deubiquitinase activity; K48-linked deubiquitinase activity
Source: RefSeq, a predicted model, not a curated record